CUCUUCCCCAUUCACACCAUCUUUCUUUCUUCACAAUUCCAUUCGACCCUUUCUCUCUCUCUACACUUCAGUCGGAUUCCCCAUUCUGCCCUCAAAACCCUUUCCUCCUCUACCCGUGAAACCAUUCCAUGUUCGGUGCCCUCACUCUGCCGCUGCCGCCCGCCUCCAGUCCCACCGGAGCCUCCUCCUUCCUCUCCUCCGUCUCCCCGAGAGCCUCCUCAACCAUGCGGAUGCCCGUCCGCUGCCACGCGACGUGCCACGCGCCGCCUCUAGCCGAGAUCAGCCUGCCAGCCGCGGCUCGCAGGCGGCCGGCGAGCCUGUACGAGGUGCUGCAGGUAAAGCGGACGGCAACCACGACGGAGAUCAAGACGGCCUACCGGGCGCUCGCGAAGCUGUACCACCCCGAUGCGUUGAGCCAGACGGAAUACGACGACGGCAGGGACUUCAUCGAGAUCCACAGCGCGUACGAGACCCUGUCCGAUCCGGCGGCCAGGGCGCUGUACGAUCUGUCGCUGGGGCGAGCGCACCUGAGUCCCGGGGGCAGGGCCGGGUUCUACCCGUCCCGGAGAUGGGAGACCGAUCAAUGCUGGUAGUAGAUUAGUUGAUUUUCCGAUCUUUUUUCUUAUUAUUUUUUGUUUAUAAUUUCCUUUCCAUUUUUAAUGAAUGAUGAAAUUUUCAUUAAAUUGGGGGGGGGGGGGGGGGGGGGGGGGGGGUUGGGGCGGAAGGUAUCAUAUAGCGUCCGGCGCAUGUUCCACCAUACGGGCAAAGGCAGUUCAAUGCAGUAGGCAGAGCUUUGUAAAUUCUUCUUCUUCUUCUAUUAUUAUUAAUUAUUAUUUUCCUUCCCCUCAUUAUCGAGGAAAUUGUAAUUUUUCAGCCUUUGUUAAUAGAAAAUCUCUUCGCGGCCAAGUGUAUAUUAA
Messenger RNA from Punica granatum (pomegranate), 917 nucleotides. The record is from RefSeq and is a predicted model, not a curated record. NCBI's taxonomy places the organism in Eukaryota, Viridiplantae, Streptophyta, Magnoliopsida, Myrtales, Lythraceae.